Molecule: messenger RNA, 4583 nt
Organism: Oreochromis aureus
Lineage: Eukaryota; Metazoa; Chordata; Actinopteri; Cichliformes; Cichlidae
Gene: vwa5b2
Product: von Willebrand factor A domain containing 5B2
Exons: 22
Coding region: 123-4328 (1401 amino acids)
Source: RefSeq, a predicted model, not a curated record
CUCCUAACGUAUCACUUGGGAAACCCGCAAGCAGAUGUGGUGGCGGAGUGAUGCAGGGACUGGACAGAGAGGCAAAUUAGCAGACACAGCACACAGGGCAGAGGCUUAAUUUUACAGAAAAGAUGGUGGGGCUGAGAAACCGCUCUACAUGGGAACCACUGCUACUCAAAGCCUCCUGCAUCAAAUCUUGUGCUAAUGGUUGCUCCAUGGGCAUCACUGCGCACCUUACCUAUGCCAAUGCUGACAUAGAGUCUGUAGAAGGUGUGUUCAUAUACCCUCUCGGUGAAAAGGAGGUUGUGGUGGGCUUUGAAGCCGUGAUCGCAGGCCGGUUGGUUGGGGUCCAGAUCCAAAGCCGAGGAAAGUUAAAGGACUGCUGUUUGGAUUGCUGCCCUGGAGUUGGUCUUGAAGGGAAUGGCCUGGAGUGGGGCUGCUGUGGGAGCCCCAGUCUAGACAUGCAAUGCACCAACGGACAUCUGAUCCUGGAUGAGGACCUGGAGAGAACCACUUUCAUCGUGGGCACCGGAGUCAUUGGCCCCAUGGAUAUAGUGUCGAUCAUCAUAAGCACGACACUAGAACUUCCCACAUUAGAAAACGGAGCCAUUCGGAUCGUCUACCCCACACUCCUUACCCCGCUUGUCACUGGGAAAAUGACUCCAAGCAAGAGUGAAAGUGGGGGGAAGUCUGAUGAAACUGGGGCGACCAGUUGUUUUGGUGCCACCUCAGGAAAACAAGAUCGGAUCGUGCACUCUCAGCAGCAGUGUGCGCACGCCAUCUUCACCAGCCCAGCUGUCAACCUGGCACCUUAUGAGCUGAACUUCCAGCUGCUGGUCAAAGGGGCCUGUCUGCUGGCUGGACUGGAGAGCCCUACUCACGCUCUGAGGGCAGAUGCAGAUCCAAGUGCCCAAAGUGCCUCUGCCACCUACAUCACCUUGGCACAGGAGCAUCCCUAUGACAGACACAUAGAGAUUAUUUUGCACCUCAGCGAACCUCACAGCCCAUUGGUCAUCUUAGAGAGAGGCAGGCUCUCCUUCAGCCAAUAUGAACAGCAAAUCUGCUCCCGUCGAGAUUUCAUCCGAUGCACCCGCAAGGAUUCAGAACCUGAAAGAAAGCUGGAGUUUGUCAGGAAGCGAUACCACAAAGACAUUCUGUGCAGCCCCGUGUUGAUGCUCAAUUUCUGCCCCGACUUGCUGCGUGAACCUCUGGAAGUGCACAAAGCCACCAGGGAGCUGCUGUUUCUCAUUGAUCGCAGUGGCAGCAUGAGUGGCGCCAACAUCCAGCGUGUGAAAGAAGCCAUGGUGGUGGCACUCAAGAGUCUACCUUCUGGCACAAUGCUCAACAUUGUGGGAUUUGGUACCACCAUCAAGCCUCUGUUCACCUCCAGCAAGCUUUGCACUGAUGUCACACUAACUCAGGCCUACGAGUACGUCCAGAGGAUGAGAGCUGACAUGCGAGGCACCAACCUGCUGGGGGCGCUCUUCUGGGUCUAUCAACAGCCCAUGCAGCGCUCGUACCCUCGCCAGGUCUUUAUUAUUACAGAUGGAUCCAUCAGCAAUGUAGCUAGAAUGCUGGAGCUAGUACGCAGAAACGCGUGUGCUGGCAGAUGCUUUGGCCUAGGCCUUGGUCCACGAGCCUGCAGGAGACUCCUGCAGGGCGUUGCCAAACUGACAGGAGGGACUACAGAGUUCUUGGAUGAUGAGGAGAGACUCCAGCCCAAGUUAAUCAAGUCCCUGAAGAAGGCCUUUGAACCUGUUCUGACUGACGUACGGAUCGACUGGUAUCUACCAGAAAACAUGGAGGCUCUUCUUACGCCCAAUGAAAUCCCUCCACUCUACCCCGGGAAUCGCCUCAUAGGAUACUGCACGCUUUACGACAUGACCAGUUUCAAAGCAAAAAAGGCAGAGGAACAGAGCUACAAAGAUUUACUUCGUGGUUCUACGGGUUCAGUUUUUGGCCAGUCGAACGAUGAGCUUUCACCUCCCCCUGCCUCUGAGCUCAUGCCUGUGGUGACAUGUGCAGAUGGCACUGAGUUGGAGGAAGCACUGAGGGAAAUUUCUAGAGAGAUCUCCUCUGAGUUCUCCUGUGCCAAAGACACAGACACAGGCACCAGUCCAGGUGUGGAGUUGGACUGGUCCAGCGAUGUGAGGAAGAGGAUCCAGGAGAGCUCUUACAUUCAGGAGCAGUACGUCCUCACUCGCUGCUCACUCAGCAGUGAACGAAGUCUACAAACGCAGUCCCACUCACACAUACAUGCCUCAAAUUCUGACGGGGCCUUUCUCUCCAGCUCUCACUGUUCUGGUCCAGUGCUCGAUACAGGGUCUCUGCCCCAAGGCCUCGAGAAGAUGCCCCCUCCAGAACAGAGAUCAUCCCUGUCUCGCUGGGCAGACUCAUCAUGGCAGCAAGACCUUUCAGGCAAAACCCCAGACAGUGGGACCAAAAAAAACGGGUGUCUGGAUGGAGCUGAGGAGUCUCGUAGGAGACAAAAAGCACUAGCACGUUCGACGAUGGCAGCGCGAAGUUUUUCGUCCCCCCAGGGUGAAUUAGAGAUGCAUCGGCUGAGAAGGGCUCUGGAGAGGGUCUCCUUUGACCAAACACUGGGAGGGAAGCUGGAAGAAAGUGACGGGGAGACAAAGCCAACACCACGAGGAACAGCAUCCCACAGAAGCCUCACCGACUCCAAUGGACUCUUGUUUCCUGCCUCCCCUCUGGACUGGGACAGCUUCACAGAUCCAGAGUAUCUCUUCACUGCUGUCCCACCUGACAGUCCUCCCCCAGGCCAGUGCCGUGCCCUUAUUCAUGGUGUCCUGGGUGGCAGGCCUGUGUCCUGGGAGGUCACUGUAGACCUGGGGCACCUCUGGACCCCUGAGAGUCAGGACAUUGAAGUAAGUGGGGUAUAUGGAAGGGGAGGUGAAGAAGGAAGAGGAGGGAAAUCGUGGCAGGAGAUCAUUCACCAACUGACUGCUCGCUCAGUUAUAAGAGACUUUGAGAAAAUGGCAGAGAAAGAGAGCGACAUUGGACAUGGCUCAGCGAAGCGAUAUCGUACAAAGGCUAUCCAGACAAGUAAGCACUGUAACAUCAUCUGUAUGUACACAGCCUUCACUACCACUGACAGCAAUCCCAACAAAGGCUUGGCUGACAUGGAUGUGCAAACCACAGGGCUACAUUUGGGAAACAGGCAGACUUUUCAGUCAGGCAUUCGUAGGCAGAGGACUUAUUCUGUAGGUCUGGGCAGACGGCACACCACUGGAGGCAGUGCAGAGGUGGAAGACACCUGGAACUCUACAGACAGAGAUGACACUCCUGCCUCACCCUGUAGUGUAACAUCCUGGGACUCUAGUGUAGGGGGCAGCUCCUACUACACUACAGCCAUGGCAACAGGCACCUCGAGCACUCGCUCACAGCGAUCUAUAGAGAGCAAGUCAAUGGAGAGCUUCUUUGGCACCAGGUUCCCCCUGGGCAGGCUCAGGUCCUCCAUUUCAUCAGGAAAGCAGGUGCCUCUCAAGUCCCACUGCUUAUCUGCCGAGACCGAGAAACAACCUGAAAGUGAAGCUCCAGACUACCUGCCCCUGGUUCGUCUGCAGCUGGCAUCAGGAGCUUUUCUUCUGACUGAGAUCUACUCUGACUGUGUCCAGAUUCCUCUGGACCGCCUUAAAAGAGCAUCGCCAUACAGUCUCCACCGCCGUAGUCUCAGCCCAGCCUUACGCUGCACAUCUCCCAGUGCUCCAUCCUUGUCCACUACUGCCAAACCUCCUGGUGCUCCCUCUGGUCACCACGUUACCUUCUCUCCUUCCGCUUGCUCCUUUGUCAGACCAGCCAUUCCACCUUUCCACCACACUCCAGAUGAUACUCCCCUAAUUUUGGAAUCGAGGCUUCGCCGAAGAUACCUCUCUGACCAAGACCCUGUCACCUCUCCCACUGACCUCCCCAGCUCUGAAGAGGGUUCUUUGGAGUUAUCCAUCAGCCCCUUUCAGAACCAGAACCUCGGCCAAGCAGACAGUGGCCGUGGGUCAGAGACAGAUAUAUAUGAAGGCGCUACACCUGAGCAAGGUUACCUCCAAGGGAGCAGCCAGUUGGCACAAGAGGAUCUGGAGGGCUCAACUUGGGCCACAGCUGUGGCCCUAGCGUGGCUAGAGCACCGGUGUGCUGGCUACUUUAUGGAGUGGGAACUGGUAGCAGCAAAAGCAGACUCAUGGCUGCGCUGUCAGAAGCUGCCCGAGGGACUGGACAUGGCAGGGCUUAAGGGAGCAGCCAGACAGCUGUUCCUGCUGCUGCGCCACUGGGAUGAGAACAUUCAGCUGAACAUGCUGUGUUAUAACCCCAAUAAUAUGUGAGACAAUCAUCUCAGAGGAAACCAAGCCAACUCUGAUUGUUAGCAUUCUCACCAUUUCCCAAUGAUAGUGACUCUAAAUGCCUUUACAUGGAAAAAUCCUGUUUUAUUAACUUAGGCAGUGCCAAGUUCAUUCUAAACUACAUGGCAUAGACCAGGGGGCCUUUUAUGAUCUGUGUGCUUUAUGCAAUCACAAAUAUGCCUUUACCAUCUGAAUGGGCUUUUUGUAGUCUAGCUUUUAGUUUGCAGCCAGUAUAAU